CAGCACAAUGUGACGGACAAUCAGAUUGGUAAGACGCGAAUUGUUGUUAAGAUCGACGUUAAGUAAACUAUAGUGCUUACAAAAAUAUUGUACAUACAUACAGGCAUACGAGUAUCUAUGUGCAGCGCGUUUAGCUGUUGUCUUUAGUGUUAUAUUUCAAAGUGUUUUGUAAAUAUAAAAAAUAUAUUUUUUUAACAAAAAAAAAAUUUUUUUAAAUAAUAAAAAUUUAUCAAAAAAUAAUAAUAAAAAAAAUUAUAAAAAAUCAUACAUAAAAACUAAAAAUAAUAUAAAAAACCAGAUUUGUUGAAUAAUACUAUAAAUGCAUGUCAAAAAAAUAUUAUAAACGAAAUAGCUAAUUAAAUAAAUUUAUAAAACAUAAAUAAAUUAUUUUCUCUCUGUGAUAUAUGUAGUUACAUGUGCAUGUAAAUGCAAUAAGUGUAUAAAAAGGAAAACGAAAAAUAAAAAAUUUUGAAAAGAAACUAAAUUAAGCAAUAAUAGGAAUUUAGUGAGCACAACGGGAUACUGAGAAUUAUAUGACUAUUUACUACUGUAUAUAUACCAUAAUAGACCGUAUACAAACAUUCGACUGCCGAGUGUCUUUAAUUCAACAAUAUACAAGCACAUUUACGUGUACCCACAGUUGAAGGGUACAAAAUUACAAGCCAAAAACAAAACAAAAAUCAAAUAAAAAUAAAUAAAAAAUUUAAUAGAAAGUAAAAACAGUAAAAUAAAAGCGCAAUAAUGUUGGCCAGCAAAAGUUUACCCACUCAAUACAGUGAGUCUAUAUUUAAAAAGCAUUUGAAGAGCGUCGACAAAGAGCUGACAGGCGCCGCAACGGUCACUACAGCCAAAACGGAUAUUGGUCUGAGUACAUUGGAUAUUACUUGUGCGGACGUUAAAGUGACAGCAAUGAAAUCAAAUCUACAAAACGGCUCUAUACCACCAACCACCAACAAUAAUAAUAAUAACCAAAAUAUUAAUAAUAUUAAAGCGAAAAUGAACGAUACAAUUUCCACACCGAAUUUCGUAUCUGGACAUCCUGAUUUGAAAUUAGAGAAUUUCAUACGCACUUGUGUUGAUGAAAUUAUAAAAACGGCUGUGUUAGCUGGCACUAAUCGUGCCAGUAAAGUGGUAGAAUGGCAUGCACCGUGCGAGUUGAAGCAAUUGUUCGAUUUCGAGUUGUCAGCGGAACCGGAAACCAAUGCAAAAUUAAUCGAAUUAUUAAAAGCCACCAUACAGUAUUCGGUGAAAACGGGUCAUCCGUAUUUUAUUAAUCAACUUUAUUCUGGUGUUGAUGUUUAUGCUUUGAUUGGUCAGUGGUUGACAGAUGCAUUGAAUCCGAGUGUGUAUACAUAUGAGGUGGCGCCCAUUUUUACACUCAUGGAAGAGACAGUGUUGGCUGAGAUGCGUCGCAUUGUCGGCUAUCCAAACGAUGGUUAUGGCGAUGGUAUUUUCUGUCCAGGUGGUUCAAUUGCAAAUGGUUAUGGCAUCAGUUGUGCUCGCUACAAAUACGCACCGGAAACCAAAAAACGUGGUUUACUCGGCGGAAAGCAGCUAAUUAUUUUCACCUCAGAGGAUGCCCACUAUUCGGUCGAGAAAUUGGCAAUGUUUAUGGGUUUCGGAAGUGAUAAUGUGUGCAAAAUUGCAACAAAUAAAUUGGGUAAAAUGGAUACCGAAGAUCUGGAGAGAAAAGUCAAACAAUAUAUUAAUGACGGUGCACGCCCACUGAUGGUGUCCGCAACGGCCGGCACAACGGUUUUAGGUGCAUUUGAUGAUUUGAAUAGUAUAGCGGAUAUUUGUGAGAAAUACGAAAUGUGGUUACACGCUGAUGCUGCCUGGGGUGGUGGUGCUCUAGUAUCGAAGAAAUAUCGUCAUCUAUUAAAGGGAAUCGAACGCGCCGACUCUGUAACAUGGAAUCCCCAUAAGCUUUUGACUGCUUCACAACAGUGCUCAACAUUUUUAACCCGACACAAGGACAUCCUAAGCAGCUGUCAUUCCACAAAUGCAACAUAUCUAUUCCAAAAGGAUAAAUUCUACGAUACAUCAUACGACACCGGUGACAAGCAUAUACAAUGCGGCCGUCGUGCGGAUGUCUAUAAAUUCUGGUUUAUGUGGAAGGCCAAGGGCACAAAUGGUCUUGAGGAGCAUGUAAAUCGUGCCUUCGAAAUGUCAGAGUAUAUCACCGAGUUGAUAAGAGCGCGUCCCGGCUUCGAAUUGGUCUUGGAGAGGCCGGAAUGUACAAAUGUUAGCUUUUGGUAUAUACCACCAUCUCUGCGGAAUAUGGAACGUGGUGAUUUGUUCAAUGAAAAACUGAAUGCCAUUGCACCAAAGAUCAAGGAGGGCAUGAUAAAGAAGGGUUCGAUGAUGAUUACCUACCAGCCAUUGCGGCAAAUACCGAACUUUUUCAGAUUAGUUUUGCAAAAUUCAAGUUUGACGCAAGAGGAUAUGAAGUAUUUCCUCGAUGAAAUAGAAAGUUUGGGUUGUAAUUUGUAAUUAAUAAUUUGUAAUACUAUAAAAUGUAAAUUAAAUUGAUUAGAUUUAAUUAUACUAAAGGCUUCAAAUACUACCUAGUGUAUAUGGACAAACA
Molecule: messenger RNA, 2587 nt
Organism: Ceratitis capitata (Mediterranean fruit fly)
Lineage: Eukaryota; Metazoa; Arthropoda; Insecta; Diptera; Tephritidae
Gene: black
Product: cysteine sulfinic acid decarboxylase
Exons: 3
Coding region: 742-2493 (583 amino acids)
Biological process (GO): carboxylic acid metabolic process
Cellular component (GO): cytoplasm
Molecular function (GO): pyridoxal phosphate binding; carboxy-lyase activity
Source: RefSeq, a predicted model, not a curated record